Thecamonas trahens ATCC 50062 is the source of this 1107-nucleotide messenger RNA. RefSeq names its product peptidyl-prolyl cis-trans isomerase D. The record is from RefSeq and is a predicted model, not a curated record. The coding region runs from base 26 to 1093 and encodes 355 amino acids. Gene Ontology annotation, biological process: protein folding; protein peptidyl-prolyl isomerization. Lineage: Eukaryota; Apusomonadida; Apusomonadidae. Gene Ontology annotation, molecular function: protein binding; peptidyl-prolyl cis-trans isomerase activity. The transcript has 2 exons.
CGAUACCAUCUCGCAGUACAUAACCAUGGCUGCCGAGUCCAAGUCUGACGUGCGGACAUUCUUCGACAUCUCCAUCGGCGGCGUGCCGGCCGGCCGCAUCGUGUUCAAGCUCUACACCGACAUCACGCCCAAGACGUCGGAGAACUUCCGUGCGCUCUGCACCGGCGAGAAGGGCGUUGGCGAGUCCGGCAAGGCUCUGUCGUACAAGGGCUCGACCUUCCACCGCGUCAUCGAGGAUUUUAUGAUCCAGGGUGGCGACUUUACCAACCACAACGGAACCGGCGGCGAGUCGAUCUACGGUGCCAAGUUUGAGGACGAGAACUUUGAGGUCAUGCACACCAAGCCGGGCCUGCUCUCCAUGGCCAACGCCGGGCCGGGCACCAACGGCUCGCAGUUCUUUGUCACCACCGUUCCCACGCCACACCUCGACGGCAAGCAUGUUGUCUUUGGCGAGGUCCUCAAGGGCAUGGGCGUCGUCCGCGAGAUCGAGGCCCUCGAGACCGCCGACGACCGUCCCAUCGAUGCUGUCGUCAUCGAGGACUGCGGUGAGCUCGCGCCGGGCGCCGACGACGGCAUCGUCAACUCGUCGGACCCCAACGACCCGUACCCCAAGUACCCGGACGACUACGACGGCUCCGACAAGGCCGUUGACAUCGCCAACACGCUCCGCCUCCAGGGUAACGAGCUGUUCAAGGCCAAGGCCUUUGAUGCCGCCAUCGCAAAGUACGCCAAGGCCAUUCGCUACCUCAAGUCGUCCGACGACGCCGACAGCGACGCCGCCCUCGUCUCGCCGCUCAUCAACCGCGCCAUGUGCUACUUCCACCUUGCCAAGUACGACGAGGCCAUCGAUGACACCACAGAGGUCCUCGAGUCUCUCGCCGGUCAGUCGCAGAACGUCAAGGCCCUCCACCGCCGCGGCUGCUGCCACGCCGCGCUCAAGAACUACGACGCCGCCGAGUCCGACUUUAAGGCCGCGCUCGCCGUCGAUCCCGAGUCUGCCGCCGUCAAGCGCGAGCUCAAGAAGAUUGCCGCCCACCGCAAGAAGGCCAAGGCCCAGCAGAAGAAGAUGUACGCCAAGAUGUUCUCUUCGUAAAAGCUUUCAGCCGA